Molecule: messenger RNA, 1984 nt
Organism: Camelina sativa (false flax)
Lineage: Eukaryota; Viridiplantae; Streptophyta; Magnoliopsida; Brassicales; Brassicaceae
Biological process (GO): regulation of mRNA stability
Cellular component (GO): cytoplasm; nucleus
Molecular function (GO): poly(A) binding
Source: RefSeq, a predicted model, not a curated record
UAACAGACUACUACUACUAUACUUGUGUGUUCAUUUGUUUUUGUCGUUUUCUCAGAAGCUGCGCUCGCUUGUUUCCCGACGAAUCCGCCGCACAUAUUCACCGGCGACGAGUGAUAAAUCCGAGAAUCGCGGCACCAAGAGGUACAAGUCCAGUGAAACGAUGAUGGCUGAAGAAGUAGGCGCGCUCACAUUCCCGAUGUCGAGAGAAUCGGAGUCCGCUUCUCGACUCAAAACCAUAAUCUCCGAUAUGCUUCCUCGCUUCUCCGACAAUUACAUCGACGACGUCUUCUCAGAGUAUGUUACAGUGCUUGUUUGUAAUGGAAAGAGUCAGAGCCAGGCAAGAGAAGAUUUGGACCCUUUUCUUGGGGAGAAAUCUCGGGGAUUUGUUGCCUGCUUAUGGGAGCUUCUUCUGGAGUAUUUCUCUCUAGAUAAACAAGAAAAUUUGGCUUCUGAACCUAGGACUGGUGUUGACUUUGGCUCUCAUGAUACUCCAAUAGAACAAGAUUUAAGCUCCAGAAAGUAUGAUGAUUGUGACCAGAAGAAAGCUACCGUUGCUACUAAUUCGAUGAAUGAACAGCUGAUAUCACCUACUGCUCCCAUUGAAGACGUUGAGGGUCAUGUAUCACCAAAAGUUGAAAAAAUGAAGAUGUUACGAGAAGAGCCCAUUGAUAUUCCUUGUAGAAGGGCACGAACAAAAGAGAAAGAUCGUUGGAACUCAUCUGGUUACUCUAGAAAAAUACUGCGAUCUGUCAUCGUGGCCAUUAAACAACCUUGUGGUAGGAAUACUGCUAGAUAUGAAAAGUCCAUGGAUGAAAGGAGUAGAACUCUACAGAAGCGCCCAUACUUGCCAGAAAGAGAAAUUGGUUCUCACUCUAUUCCUUCAGGAGGAGCUGUGUCUGCAAGAUCCAUCGAUGCAUCUUCGCACCAAGAAACGAUGCCUCGUGCUAGUGUUUGGGAUCGUUUAGGCCGAGCAAGCUCCAAACGUGUUCGUGACACAGAAACCCCUAGAUUGCCUACGUUUGGCAUCCAGGCACAGGAGAACAAAGUGGUUCAGCAGCAUGUACCACCAUUCCCUGCAGCGUAUAGUGAACAGUAUAGCGAGACAUAUCAAAGAGAAAUUCCUGCAGUUGGUUACAGGCACGGAGUUUGCCGAUCCGAUAUAGCUAAGAAACCCAAGAGUGGAACUAUCACAUCUUCUGAACCUCAUACCGCGUACAACCUCAGUAGAAAGAGGCGUUAUGGCAUCAUCAGCGCCAAUUCAGGAGAGUUUAGUAAUGUUCUCCAAAAUAAAGAAGCUGAACAGGAUGUUGAAAAGCCAAGCCUGCUCUCCUAUCAGUCCCCAAAGUCAGAGCUUUUUUCAGAAAUAAAGAACGUGAAAGAAAAGCUGCAACAACUAGAACUCCGAAUUAAUCAAUCAAAGCAGUUGAAGAAACAGAAAGUUGAAGAAGUCCAACGCUCACGACAAUCUGGGGAGUUGCAAUAUCAGCAAGAUAACACAGAAUCAAGAAUUAUACAUCUUACCAACGUACACUAUGCAGCAAAGAAAGAAGCUAUAUCAAUGUUCUUUAGUAGCAAGUGUGGAGCUGUCGAAAACGUCACAAUAGUAACUGAUCCAGUAACUCGGCAUCCAAAGGGUACUGCUUUUGUGACUUUUGCCACAACGGAGUCAGUUGACAAAGCAAUAGCUCUGAGCGGCACAAUGUUCUAUUCAAGACCCAUCAAGGUUGCAAGCAUCGUGAUAGCUUCUGGAGUAGUUUCAGCACCACAGAUUUUUACUGGCAGUUAAACCCAAAACAACAGUUUGGUAAUACAAACAGAGGGCGUGAACCAGGAAAAAAAAAAAAAUCCUUAAUAACGCAGUUAUACAGUCCCUACAGUAGUAAACGAGAGAAAGUCACAAUCAGUUCCACUUUAAUAAGGUUUUUAGCUUAUUAUGAUCGGAUUUUAGCUCAUUAUUACGUUUCAUGGAACACAUAGUGAAGGA